Molecule: messenger RNA, 264 nt
Organism: Acanthamoeba castellanii str. Neff
Lineage: Eukaryota; Discosea; Longamoebia; Acanthamoebidae
Exons: 3
Source: RefSeq, a predicted model, not a curated record
AUGCCGGUCGAUGCGCUGGGCCGCAACAUCAACGCGACGGACCCGACCGCGGUCCUGCUCAACAACACCUACUCUCUGGGCGUUAGGCAGCAGCGGAAGCUGGCCAUGGCCGACAUGGUCAACGUGGCCGGCAAUCGCGUGUCGCCCACGUACGACUCGCUGAUGUCGGCCAUCAACGACUACAGCGCCAAUCCCACCAUCACCGAUCUCUCCCUCGGCACGGGAGAGAACAGCUGGCCGAUGGCCAACAUGCACAGCUUCGUC